GGUGCAUCUGAGAGAGGCCUUUCGACGACCAGAGCCCCCUUAGCCAGAGUUGAGGGGCGUCAGAGGAGUCAGAGGCUGAGGGACCCUGAGCCCAGGGAGGCGAGACCGUCUCGAGGAGGACGAAAGACCCUAGCCAGGAGAGAGGAGGAGCCAAAGCCAGAGCCAGACGCUGAGGAGCGAGGGGCAUACCCUGAGUGUGGGUUGGGACCAGUGGAGUUCUAUCGGUUCACCGAGGGUGGAUUGAGGAGGUCGCCAGCACGCGCACAGGAGGGGCCGCCAGCAUCUGAGGGGCCCUUGAAGGAAUUGGAGACGCAUUUGGAUAUCUCUCAGUGGAGGGCGUCGCCUCGGGGUGAGGAGCAUGGAGAGCAGGCAGAGGAGGUGCCCCGAGAGGAGGUGCCGUGGGAGAAGGUGCCACAUGAGGAGGUGCCACGGGAGGAGAUCCAGGGUACUCAGCGAGAGAGAGGGCUGGGCGAUCAGGGGAGACGUGCGGGGAAGGAAGUGAUAGAGAGGUUGGAGGUAGCGGGGGAGCUUCCGGAGCAGCAACAGGAAAGGCAGAGAUCAGAGGCAGCAGGAGCACUCCCAGAUCAGCCACCCAACGCGCCAGCUAAGGCCCCGGAGAUCCCUGAGAUGUGGAGAGACUUCUGGGAGCGAAGAGGAGAGGAGCUUCCCUCGCCAGUCAGAGUCGGGUUUGGGGUGGUCAGGAAGGCGGAAGAGAGGUUAGAUCGCAAAAUCAAGUUCCUGGCCAAGACAACUUUUGACCGAUACUUGUUAUUGGAGAGCGAUCUAGCAGGGAGGAAGAUGAAGGAAGCAAGCCAUGGAGUACGCCUGGAGGCUAUGGAGGUGGAAAUCCAGGAACUCAGGGCAUUGGUGGCCAGCCAGGCAGCUAUCAUCGAGAGCCUGAGGCAGCAAACCCAGGGAAAGGUGAACAGGCCAGAGAGCAGCCGGCAGGGAGAGCAGAGGCAGCCAGGACAGGGAUUGCCAGGACAGCCAUCUGUGGCAGAGCCUCGCCAGGAGCCACCUAUGGGGAGGAUUAUCCUGGAGCCAGAGGAGGCGAGAGCCCAGAGACAGGCGGAGAGAGAGGCAUUCGAGUUCAGAGCCCCUACCGAGUUUGCGACACUGCCACUGGCAGCGGCGGGCCCAGUCGUACCUUUGGCAGUAGAGGAGGGGCGUCCACCGUCUAGCAGUGAGCCGGCUCAGGGCUCAGCAGAAGGAUCCAUGGGCGUGCUCCUUGAGGCGGUGCAUACUAUGCAGCAGGAGGUGAGUUUGUUUUCACCCGAGCAAAGGAUAGAGGAGCCUCUUGAGAGAGAGAUGGGGAUUGAGGUGGAGGGUGCCAUCGGGGGCAGACUCCAGAGGAUGGGCACGCCUGAGUAUGGACCAGAGGAGAUUGAGGAGCAGCCCAUCACAGCGCAAGGAGAGACACUCGAGAGGAGACCUCAGAGGUUGGACACGCCUGAGUACGUCCCAGCGACAGAGGAUUUGAAGAGCAGACUGGGAUCUUGGGCUACUGGAUCUGGGUAUGGGGGACCGGUUCCUGGAAUGGAGCAGCAGGAAGUCGUUAGUACCGCAGCUCCUGGGACAGAGCAGCAGGGGAUUGUCAGUACCUUGGUAGGAUCUCCUUCAUCACCACCUCCUCAGCCCAAGAAGAAGAAGUUCAAGAGGAAGGUUGAUCAACUAUGUUUCUACUGCAAGAGGGACGUGCAUCAUGCUCUGGACUGUCUCGAGUUCCUUGAGGAUAAGGCAGCAGGGAAGGUCUCAGAGGUAGGAGUCCACGUCUUAAAGAACCGCAGGUGGGGGUACCACCGCGGCUAAGUCCUUCGGGACAUCCGUUAAAAUUGGAACGAUACAGAGUAGAUUGGCGUGGGGCCUCGGCACCAGUAAAGGCUAUAAAACGAG
Messenger RNA from Chara braunii, 1893 nucleotides. Lineage: Eukaryota; Viridiplantae; Streptophyta; Charophyceae; Charales; Characeae. The record is from the annotation of a GenBank genome assembly.